Fusarium oxysporum Fo47 is the source of this 246-nucleotide messenger RNA. RefSeq lists its product as uncharacterized. The transcript has 2 exons. The coding region runs from base 1 to 246 and encodes 81 amino acids. NCBI's taxonomy places the organism in Eukaryota, Fungi, Ascomycota, Sordariomycetes, Hypocreales, Nectriaceae. The record is from RefSeq and is a predicted model, not a curated record.
AUGGUGAACCUCAAAGACAACCAGGGUCAGAACAUCAAAUCUGGUCCAGAUAAUUGGUAUAAACUCGCACUGGCUGAUGGAAAGGACCUCUUUUUCAUCCACAGGACUGAAGGGGGCCGUGCAACAAAGUGCUUCAUAUCUGCUAUUGAUGCUGGACAAGGAAUGGUACUACGCUAUCAGCGCUAUAACGGCGAUGAUCGACCCAAUCAGGGCUGGCCAAUUGGUGAUAAGGGAGACCUCCGUUGA